UCGCGAUCUGCCAGCUGUCGGUCCAUGUGCUUCUGUUUGUGUCGCAUUCGGCCGCGUGUUUACCAGCAAUUUUCGUCCCUUUAAGGGAUUUUUAGGCCACCAUGGACUCGGAGUUGAGCCUCAACGUCUACACUGAGCCCGCGAGCAAGGAUUCGGCCAAGAAGAAGCCGAAGGAGAAGAAACGAAAUUUGGAAGCCGAGCCUGAUGAAUUUGAAUCAAGCAAGCGAGAGCCGAAGAAGGCGAAGCGGUCGCACGAAGGGGAGCAGCGACCCCCGCGGCAGGGGGUCACCUCGUCGCUGUUCACUGGCACGGAGGACAUCCCCCGACUGCCCCCGCCCAACAUCAAAAAGCAGAAACACCAAACUGUCUUUUCGCAGCUCACCUUUGAAAAGGCCAACUUACACCCUUUUAUGGUGAAAAAUCUUGAGGAGCUGCUGGGCAGCACCAAAAUGACUGAGGUGCAAAGGUUGGCCAUUCCAAUCAUCCUUUCAGGCAAGGACACUAUCGUCAAAUCGCAGACUGGCAGCGGGAAGACACUCACAUACGCUUGUCCUAUCAUUCAGGCGUUGCAAGAAAUUCGGCCGAAAAUCAGUCGAGGCGAGGGCAUCAUGGCUCUGGUUAUCGUGCCCACGCGAGAACUGGCGUUGCAGUCCUACGAGUGGUUGAGCAAGCUGACCAAGUCCUUCACGUGGCUCGUGCCUGGAGUUUUUACUGGAGGCGAGAAAAAGAAGUCCGAGAAGGCGCGCAUGCGCAAGGGUUUCACCAUACUUGUGUCCACGCCGGGACGCCUGCUCGACCACCUGAGCACAACGAAGAACUGCAACAUGAGCAAGGUUAAGUACCUGAUUCUUGACGAGGCGGACAGGAUGCUUGACUUGGGCUAUGAAGAGUCUGUUGCAAAAAUUGUGACGGCUCUGAACGAUCAGGGUUCGACAUCCGAGUUGAGGCAAACGAUUCUCUUGUCAGCCACGAUCAAUUCGGCGGUGGAGCGACUGGCCGGCUUGGCCCUGAAGGAAUCGCGCGAGUACGUGGACGCGUCCAACGACAAGGAGCAGGCCGAAACCGCCGACUCGGAGGUACUGUGCGUCCCUGACACCCUGGACCAGUGGUUCCUGGCGGUGCCGCCUAAGCUGCGGCUCGUCGUGCUGGCCUCCUUCGUCGCUUCAAAGUGCGAGCUGACAAAUCAACGCAAAAUGCUGAUUUUCUGCGCCACGCAAGACAUGGUCGACUACUUGACGCCGCUCCUGGCCUCAGCUUUGUCCCAAAAAGACACGACCGAGGAGAGCAGCGACGAAGAGGGAGACAAUGACGAAGAGGCUGAAGAUGAGAAGAAUCUGUCCGGAAUCAAUACGAAAAUUCAGUUUUUCCGGCUUCACGGCAAUAUGACGCAAAAGGAAAGAACCGAGGUUUUCAAAACUUUCCGUGACGUCCCCUCCGGCGUUUUGCUCUGCACGGACGUUGCGUCUCGAGGCUUGGACUUGCCCAAAGUGGAUUGGAUUAUCCAAUUCACUGCUCCUCCAACGCCUCAGGAUUACGUGCACCGCGUCGGUCGCACUGCGAGAGUGGGCCACAAAGGGUCUGCCGUCAUAUUCCUUGCGCUAUCAGAGCUUGGUUACGUCACAAAACUAGAAGAGCACGGCAUAAGAUUGAAAGAAAUGGAUGCGACGAAGGUGCUUGACGAACUGCUCAUGCUGAUACCACGCGAACCCGAGCUGAAGAGGAGACGUGGCUCGCGCUCCAAGUCUGCUGGCAGGAGCGUCGAGGCAGUCGCCACGGAUCUGCAGCUGCAGUUCGAGAAGGCCGUUUUGGACGACAGACAGCUGCAUGAGUUGGCUUGCAAAGCGUACGUGUCGUGGGUGCGAUUUUACGCGAGCUACCCGGCGAAAGCAAAGGCCUAUUUCCACUACAAAGCGCUGCACUUGGGUCAUUACGCGAAGAGCUUCGCCCUGCGUGACGCGCCGAGCAGGAUCGGCGGCAUCGGCAAGAGGAACUGGGAACGAGACCAGCAGAAGCAACACUCGGAGCAGCGCACCAAUUUCAGGAGGCAAAACCCUGGCACCAUCAAGAGAUCCAAGGACAGAAACAAGGAGCUGCUUGUCUCCGAGUACGCGUCUGGACUGUGAAAAAUAAUUAGCGCGUGUAAAAUAAACAAUUAACGAGUGUAUUUAAUACACUGACUCUCAAAA
Messenger RNA from Cloeon dipterum, 2186 nucleotides. Its product is annotated as probable ATP-dependent RNA helicase DDX31. Gene Ontology annotation, biological process: ribosome biogenesis. Lineage: Eukaryota; Metazoa; Arthropoda; Insecta; Ephemeroptera; Baetidae. Gene Ontology annotation, molecular function: RNA helicase activity; nucleic acid binding; ATP binding. The transcript is spliced from 13 exons. Bases 102 to 2123 code for a protein of 673 amino acids. Gene Ontology annotation, cellular component: nucleus. The record is from RefSeq and is a predicted model, not a curated record.